This is a messenger RNA of Cinara cedri, 411 nucleotides long. The record is from the annotation of a GenBank genome assembly. Lineage: Eukaryota; Metazoa; Arthropoda; Insecta; Hemiptera; Aphididae.
AUGAAGAAAAAAAAAAAACAAUCAGAUUUUAGCGGUUUCGUCAAAUUAAUGCUCAACGUACGUCACCCAACACCCGCUGCUGUAGCAGCAAUCGACAUGCGGUAUCUCGCACAGCUGAUAAACAUAAAUAAUAAUAGCACAGGUAACAUAAUAUUAUAUAGGUACUUACCACAAAAUCAUUUGGAGUGGAUUAAUGAAUUCCGUGGUCGUCUACGUGUCGUCGUCAGUGGUACGACGGAAAUGGCGGCGUCGGCGGUCGUCUUACCGGCGACCGACGUUUCGGCAAUAAUCGCGGGGGCGGCCGUCGUGGUUGAUUUUGUCGUUGUCGAACGACAAACGGACGACGUCGGCGAACUCACCGCCAGUGGCGGCAGCGGCGGGUACUGCUACUUCUGUCGCAGUGGUGCUUAG